Molecule: messenger RNA, 1827 nt
Organism: Astyanax mexicanus (Mexican tetra)
Lineage: Eukaryota; Metazoa; Chordata; Actinopteri; Characiformes; Acestrorhamphidae
Product: neoverrucotoxin subunit alpha-like
Exons: 2
Coding region: 91-711 (206 amino acids)
Molecular function (GO): protein binding
Source: RefSeq, a predicted model, not a curated record
AUGCAACAUUACACCUGACAGCUGUUAGCCUUCAUUUCAGUUUGUGAAAAUCUCACACUGCGCUAAUGUGUGUGUGUGUGUGUGUUUAGAAUGGAACAUGGAGGGAGGAUCAGAAUGAAACCUGGAUUUAAAAAAUACGGCUGUGAUUUCACACUGGAUCCAAACACAGCAAACCCUCGUCUCUCUCUGAGUGAGGAGAACAGGAGGGUGGAGAGGAGAGAUGAGCUGCAGUCGUAUCCUGAUCAUCCAGAGAGAUUUGAUGUGUACUUGCAAGUUCUGAGUAGAGAGAGAGUAACUGGUGUUGCUGGUGUUACUGGACGCUGUUACUGGGAGGCUGAGUGGAGCGGGUGGAGAGCUGCUGUAGCUCUGAGUUAUAAAACCAUCAGCAGGAAAGGAGGAGGAUCAGAAUGUGGAUUUGGAUGGAAUGGAAAGUCUUGGAGUCUGAUCUGCUCUGAUAACGGAUACUCUGUUCUUCACAAUGAGAACAUCAUUGAUCUCUCCACUCCUCCCUCCGGCUGUAGGAGAGUAGGAGUGUAUGUGGACUGUCCCUCCGGCACUCUGUCCUUCUACAGCGUCUCCACUGAUACACACUCACACACACACACACCCACUCACACUCUCAAACACUUACACACAUUCUACACCACCUUCACUCAGCCCCUCUACACAGGGUUUGGGGUUUAUUAUGGCUCCUCAGUGUGUCUGUGUUAGACUGUGUAAACCUGUGUAACUGAGUGUGUGUAUCUGCAGUAUAUUGGCAAAAGUAUUUGCUUGCCUGCCUUUGCAACCAUAUGAAAUUGAGUUAAUUCCAUUCUUAAUCCAUAGGGUUUAAUAUGACGUUGGAACACCCGUUACAGCUAUAACAUCUUAAACUCCUCUGGGAAGGCUUUCCACAAGGUUUAGGAAUUUGUUUAUCAGAAUGGGUGACCACAUGUGUAAGGUCAGAAACUCAUGUUGUGCAAAAAUGUCUGGAUCUGUUCUAAGCGUGUUCUAUCAGGUUGGGGUCAGGAAUCUGUUCCUGACCAGUCAAGUUCUUCCACACCAAACUUGCUCAUCCAUGUCUUUAUGUUGAGUUUGAAGCAUGAAUUUGUCUAAAAUCGGUCAAGCAUUAGAGUGUGUGUGAAAUAUUGUGUGUGUGUGUAGUUUGCAAGAACAUGUAUUUUAAUUAUUGUUACCACUUAUUCUCUACAGCUAUAUCUUAUUCUGUUAACUACUUUUUUCUCAUUGUUAUUUUGUUAUUGUUAUGUUUUAGCAAUACUGUUGUAUUACAGUCAUGACAGCUACUUUAAAUCUUGAAUGGAGCAGAUUACUUGAGCUACAUGAGCUAAUAGGGUAAAGCUAGCAGAGGCUAGAUCCUAAUUUACAGGAGCUAAUAGGGUAAAGCAAGCAGAGGCUAGGCACUAUUAUAAAGGAGAAAAUAGGGUCAAGAUAGCACAGUCUAGUUGCUACUUUACAGGAGCUAAUAGGCCUAAGCUAGUGGAGGCUAGCUGCUACUUUACAGGAGCUAAUAAGCUAAAGCUUGCGGAGCUAUGUGUUACUUUACAGGAGCUAAUAUUUUAAACAUUGUAUGUGUGUGUCAAGACAUUAUUCCAGUAUUAUUCUUGCACAAUUGUGAUGUAUGUAACAACUAUGUAUUAUAGCCUGUCCUUCAAAAUAAAAGUCUCACAAUAAUGGCAGAAUUAACCAUAAAUCUUCCUUUAUUAUCAAGAUCGUAUCAGUUGUAUGAGCAAACUUACCCUGACAACAGGGGACCCUGAAAAGUUUAAUGUACAAAUGUAUUCAGCCCCUUUUACUCUGAAAUCCCUAAAUAAAAUCAUGUGCAAACAA